AUUGUUUUGACGUCUCUAUUUCAUACGCUGAAGUGUAGACUGUAGCCAUUUUAUCGCUGUAGUUUUGCUCAAUUUUUCAGAGUUUUUGCUCUUUUUUAAAAUGGCUACAGGAACGGACCGUGCUGCAGGAUAUGGAAUGAUGCUAGUUAGUGCUGUAAUAUUUGUGUAUUACACGAUAUGGGUCGUUCUACUGCCAUUUGUAGAGAAAGGUCAUGCUAUCCAGAGAUUAUUUCCACCACGAAUGUAUGCUGUCAUAAUUCCAGUUGUUGCUGGUCUGGUGUUACUAGGAGUAAUAGGAAUAUUUGUUGCUGUUGUGAUGAUCAAAAGCAAGAAACCAACACCAAAGAAAGACAGUUGAAGAACAAAAUGAUAAUUUUAUAAUUAGGAUCAACAAUAAUUAUUAGGAAAGUUUUUGUAUGUUAAGCAUUGUAACAUAGGCAUGCACAUUGAGGGCAGAGUUUUGAAAACAAAGGAGCAGGUUGCUUUAACCAUCAGAAAAGCACCAUGGAAUGCCUCAUGUUUUAAACCACCUGAUGUACACUCUGGUGUAAAUUAUGAUAAAAAGUAAAGAUUUUCACUAUUAACCCAA
Messenger RNA from Orbicella faveolata, 589 nucleotides. Its product is annotated as dolichol phosphate-mannose biosynthesis regulatory protein-like. The record is from RefSeq and is a predicted model, not a curated record. Gene Ontology annotation, molecular function: enzyme regulator activity. Gene Ontology annotation, cellular component: endoplasmic reticulum membrane; dolichol-phosphate-mannose synthase complex. NCBI's taxonomy places the organism in Eukaryota, Metazoa, Cnidaria, Anthozoa, Scleractinia, Merulinidae. Gene Ontology annotation, biological process: GPI anchor biosynthetic process; dolichol phosphate mannose biosynthetic process.